Messenger RNA from Triticum turgidum subsp. durum (durum wheat), 729 nucleotides. NCBI's taxonomy places the organism in Eukaryota, Viridiplantae, Streptophyta, Magnoliopsida, Poales, Poaceae. The record is from the annotation of a GenBank genome assembly.
AUGGAGAUUUUCAUUUCUGCGUUGAUGGGUGAACUCAUAUCAAGAUCCAUGAGUUCCAUCAUCAACAAAUACUCCAAGCCACCGGCGGAGGCCGUGGAGGCUGGCUUAGAGAGGAUUCUACUCGGGGGGCAGGUCAUCAUCGACGAGGCCAUGGGGCGGCACAUCACAAACCAUGGAAUGCUCCAGCAGCUUAGCAUGCUGAGGUAUGCCAUGUACCAAGGCUACUAUGUGCUCGACACCUUCAGAUGCCAAGCGUACCAAGAAGAGGAGAAUAUUCAGGCUGUGAGUCAAUCUGGGGUCGUGUCCAAAUUUCGUUGUGCACAAUGGCUCUGUCUCUCCAGCGGCAGCAGCAAGAAAACAUCAGAAGCGCUUGAAGAGGCCCUCGACGGUUUGAGAUCCAUGAUUCUUGAUGCCAGUGAGAUGGUGAGGUUCCUGACAACAUAUCCUCGCUUGCAUCGUCAGCCUUACAGCAUGCAUCUCUUGCUGGACAAGUGCAUGUUUGCCCGCCAGAGGGAGACAGAAGUAGUUAUGAACUUCCUUCUGUGCACACAAUCUUGCACUGGUAGCUUCGAUGUGCUCCCAAUUGUUGGUCCAGAGAAUGUUGGAAAGAGCACUCUUGUCGGUCAUAUCUGCGAAGACGAAAGAGUACAUGAUCGUUUCCCCCAGAUUAUUUUUUUCAGGCAUGAUAAUUUCAGAGCUGAAGACGUAGCCGCUUUGAGAGGCAGAUGA